AUGUUAGUGGGUUCGAAUCUGUGCAACCCGGGUAUGUUGUUCCCCGGGUUCAUGAACAAUCAGUUCAUUAUUACGAACCAAUCGGGUCAAGGAUCGGCAGUGAGUUCUAGCCCUCCGACUCCAGUGCAUAAUGCUUCCGAAGACAAACGAUCUUCCCCUCUUACGCCUUCGGAACGAACGGGAGCACCCCCAGGGGCCGGCAAGGAUGCUGUCAAGCUUUUCAUUGGCCAGAUCCCUAGACACCUCGAGGAGAAGGACCUCCGACCGAUGUUCGAGGAGUUCGGAAAGAUUUAUGAGUUGACUGUACUCAAAGAUAAGCACACUGGGAUGCAUAAAGGUAUUGGUUGUAAUGUAAACUAUGUUGUUUUUACGUACGAACGUACUGCUACAGUCUUUUGA
Messenger RNA from Parnassius apollo (apollo), 399 nucleotides. The record is from the annotation of a GenBank genome assembly. Lineage: Eukaryota; Metazoa; Arthropoda; Insecta; Lepidoptera; Papilionidae.